GUCUGCCACUGUGCCAAAUGGUGUGUUUGGAUUUUUCUUUUUAAUGAGACACUUACAUUGAAGAAUGUUUGUCAUUUGUUUUUGAGGCUGCUGGUUUGUUUGUUGUGGUCUGUGUUCCUUACACAUAUCAGACCAUCCUGUUUUACGCACGGAUCUCACUCAGAACCAGGAAAAAGAACAUUCUGAGCUGCUACUUGGGACUGUGAGUCUUUGCUCUUACUGCUUUUUGUAUAUAAUUUCUGUAAAAUGGCAGCGGCCAGUAUUUCAGUGGCUCAGGACCAGUUCAGCUGUCCAGUCUGCCUUGAACCACUGAAGGAUCCGGUGACCAUUCCCUGUGGACACAGUUUCUGUAUGGUGUGUAUUAAUGACUGCUGGAAUCAGGAGGAUCAGAAGGAAACCUACAGCUGCCCUCAGUGCAGACACUCCUUCACCCCGAGACCUGUUGUGGGUAAAAACGCCAUGCUGGCUGACAUAAUGGAGAAAAUGAAGAAGGCGAGACUCCUGGGUGCUCCUCCUGCUCACUGUUCUUCUGGACAUGAAGAUGUGGAGUGUGAUUUCUGCACUGGGAGAAAACGAAAAGCCUGCAGUUCCUGUCUGGUGUGUCUGGCCUCUUACUGUAAAACUCACCUGCAGCCUCACUAUGAAUCUCCUGCCUUUAAGAAGCACAAGCUGGUCAAAGCGUCCAGACGACUCCAGGAGCAGAUCUGCUCUCAGCAUGAGAAGCUCCUGGAGGUUUACUGUCGCACUGACAAGCAGUGUAUCUGCAUGCUUUGUAUGCUAGAUGACCAUAAGGGACACGAUACAGUGUCAACUGCAACAGAAAGAGCUGACAAACAGAAACUUUUGGUGGGGACUCAGAAAAAAUGCCAAGAAAGAAUCCAGGAGAGAGAGAAGGAGCUUCAGGAGCUGAGGAAGGCUGUAGAGUCUCACAAGCACUCUGCUCAGGCCGCAGUGCAGGACAGUGAGAGGAUCUUCACUGAGCUGAUCAGCUCCAUUGAGAGGAAACGCUCUGAGGUGACAGAGAUGAUCAGAGCUCAGGUGAAAGCUGCAGUGAUUCGAGCUGAAGAAAUCCUGAGGCAACUGGAGCAGGAGAUCGCUGAGCUGAGGAGGAGAGACGCUGAGCUGGAGCAGCUUUCACACUCAGAAGAUCACAUCCAUUUCCUCCAGAGUUUCCAGUCUCUCUCCGAGCACCCUGGACCUUCAGACUCAUCCCCCAUCACUGUCACUCCUCUUCUCUCUUUUGAGGAGGUCACAAAGUCUGUGUCUCAGCUGAGGGACAGAGUGGAAGAACUUUGUCACCGAGAGUUCAGAAAGACAUCCAAUACAGUGAAAGAAAUCCAGAUCAUUCCUCUUCCUGAACCCCAAAGCAGAGAAGAGUUUCUACAAUACUCCUGUGAGCUCACACUGGAUCCCAAAACAGUAAAUAAUUACCUCUGUCUGUCUGAGGGGAACACUGUGGUGACCUGCAGUGAAAAAGCACAGACAUAUCCUGACCAUCCAGACAGAUUCGACCACUACCUCCAAGUGCUGAGCAGAGAGAGCGCGAGUGGACGCUGCUACUGGGAGGUUGAGUGGAGCGGGGCUACAGGUGUUUCUGUAGCUGUGGCGUAUAAAACCAUUCGCAGGAAGGGAAAAGGUGACGAGUGCUUGUUUGGACGAAAUGACCACUCCUGGAGAUUGUUCUGCACUCCGUCCAGUUUCUCAUUCCGACACAGCAAAAAAGAAACAGAAAUCUGGGGUGAGUUUGACACCUGUGGUAUGAACUUCCACUCAGUUGUAGUGGAGGAGGUGGGGUUGGCCGGAAUACGGCGUCGCUCAGAUAAACCGUUACCGGGAGGUUCGCUUUCUGAACAAACCGGUGUGAUUCGACUCACGGACGCUGCCGUUACCGUCCUCCCCUCACCGCGGAGCCCCGUCUGCUCUGCUCUGUAA
This is a messenger RNA of Colossoma macropomum (tambaqui), 1932 nucleotides long. RefSeq names its product E3 ubiquitin-protein ligase TRIM47-like. Bases 247 to 1932 code for a protein of 561 amino acids. The record is from RefSeq and is a predicted model, not a curated record. The transcript is spliced from 8 exons. Lineage: Eukaryota; Metazoa; Chordata; Actinopteri; Characiformes; Serrasalmidae. Gene Ontology annotation, molecular function: zinc ion binding.